Molecule: messenger RNA, 3426 nt
Organism: Solanum pennellii
Lineage: Eukaryota; Viridiplantae; Streptophyta; Magnoliopsida; Solanales; Solanaceae
Product: receptor-like protein 9DC1
Exons: 2
Coding region: 18-2855 (945 amino acids)
Molecular function (GO): protein binding
Source: RefSeq, a predicted model, not a curated record
AUAAUAAAUUAAGAGAGAUGGAGAGAGUAGUAUUGUGUGUUGUAUUUGUGGUGGUUUGUUUUUCAUUUGGGAAUUCACUUUGCUCCUCUCAUGAUUCCCUUUCACUUUUACACUUUAAGCAUUCACUUAACGCGACAGGUGACCAUCAAUAUGGUUGCCCAAAUUCUUCUUAUCCUAAGACAACAUCUUGGAAUAUGACUAGUAUGGAUUGUUGUAAGUGGGAUGGAAUUACCUGCAAUAGUUUCACUGGUCAUGUCAUUGGUUUGGACUUGAGUUGCAGCAGACUUGAAGGAACUCUACAUCCAAAUAGUAGCCUUUUCCAGCUUCGUCAUCUUCAAACACUCGAUCUUUCUUCUAAUGACUUUACAGGUUCUCAAAUUCCACAGGGGAUUGGUCAGUUGGUCAGCUUAACGCAUCUCAAUCUUUCUUACAGUUGUUUUGAAGGUAGGAUUCCAUUAGGCAUCUCACACUUGUCCAAAUUGGUUUCCCUUGAUCUAUCUGAUGGCUGUUAUCCCUCACUCCAGUUCAGUCAUGACAUGUUGAAUAUGCUCUUUCAAAACUUAACCAAAUUAGAGUUUCUUUCUCUUUAUUUUCUAAACAUAUCAUCCAACAUACCAAUGAAUGUAUCAUUCUCUUCUUCUUUGAGAUAUCUAAAUAUUGCAAGAACUAACUUGCAAGGAGACUUGCCAAAAAGCAUUUUCCUCCUGCCCAAAUUGGAAACUCUCAGACUCUCAGAAAAUCAUUAUCUAACUCUUUCUUUACCCGACUACUUUAGCUGGAGCAGGACUACUCAUUCACUAAGGGAGUUAGAUCUCUCUUUUAAUAAUGUUUCUGGAGGGAUACCUAAUUCACUCGGAAAUACUUUCAAAGCCUUAAAGAUUCUACGACUUUCUAUGUGCAGCCUUGCCGGACCAUUUCCAGAAUUCAUUGGGCAACUUUCACAAAUCACCCAAUUAGACCUAUCACACAACAAUUUGGAUGGCAAAAUUCCAGACGUUUUUUACAACUUGCAAAUGCUUACAUCCUUGUCACUGGAUAACAACAACUUCACUGGCCCGUUCCCACCUUCUCUUGUGAAUUUGACAAACCUUCAAGUUUUAAGGUUGAGAAACAAUUCACUCAGUGGUACAAUUCCAGAGUUUAAGACUAAUUCAAUAGAAAUACUUGAUUUGUCUCGUAAUCAAUUCUCUGGUCCCAUACCUCAAUCGCUUACACAUCUUCUCAACCUAACUGCUGUCUUUCUUGGACAAAAUAAGUUGAGCGGCGAGGUUGGAGCAGAGAUGUUUUCAAGCAUGAAAAACCUUCAAUAUCUUGAUCUUUCUCUUAGUGGUUUAUCAUGGAGUGGCAAUAGCAACACCACUUUUCCCCUUCUUUCUUAUUUAGCUUUACGCUCUUGUGGUGUGAAAGAUUUCCCAGAUUUCAUAUUCAACUCUAAAGAUUUAUGGGUUUUGGAUCUAUCGGAGAAUGAAAUUCACGGGCAGUUCCCUAAAUGGUUUGGGGGUUUGAGUGCAUUGCAAUUCCUUAAUGUCUCUCACAACUUCCUUACAAGCUUAGACCAUAUACCUUGGGUGACAAUGAUGAUACUUGAUCUUCAAUCAAAUUCACUCACAGGACCUUUGCCAUCUCCCAUUUGCACCAUAACUGAACUUUACCUUAUAAAUCUGUCUUAUAAUAAUUUGAUGGGUGAAAUUCCCAAUUGCUUGUUUACUUCUUCCUCGCUCAAGGUCUUAAACUUACAAGCUAAUAACUUCCAUGGACCCAUCCCAAACAAAUUCCCAGAUAAUAGUGCACUAGGUCAUAUUAAUUUGAGCAAAAAUCAAUUGGAAGGUCCCAUACCAACAUCACUAGUCAACUGUACAUCCUUAAGAGUCCUUGAUUUGGGAAACAAUAAAAUCCAUUCAACAUUUCCCUCCUGGUUGGAAACACUGCAACAGUUAGAGCUUCUCAUACUGAAAUCUAAUAGAUUUUACGGACCCAUCGUUGCUUUCCAAACAAAAUUGCCAUUUUCAAAUAUGAAGAUCUUUGACCUCUCCAACAAUUCAUUUACUGGCUCUUUACCUAUGGAGAUUCUAAAAGGUUUCAAAGACAUGGAUGCACACAAAUCAGGAUUGGAGUACUAUGUUGAGGAAACCAUAAGUUUAGGAAGUUACUUUGUCGAUGAGUCUUUGUAUAGUGGAUUAUAUGUGGAAUCGGUGAUAUUGGUGAUGAAAAAUCAAGAGACUAAAUUCAACAAGAUGUUGAAGAUGUUCACUACAAUCGAUUUGUCAAGGAACAAGUUUGAAGGAGAAAUCCCUAAAUUCAUUGGGAAUUUGAAUUCACUUCUGCUGCUGAAUUUAUCUCACAACAGCCUCACAGGACACAUUCCUGUUGAAAUGAAGAACAUGAGCACUCUUGAAGCUUUGGAUCUUUCAUUUAACCAGCUUACCGGAAAAAUUCCAGAGGAAUUGGCAAGUCUCACAUUUUUGGCUGUCCUAAAUCUUUCACACAACCAUCUUGCUGGACCUAUUCCUCAGAGUAAUCAGUUCAAUACGUUUCAAAAUGAUUCCUAUUUAGGAAACUCUGAAUUGUGUGGAUUUCCACUGUCAAAUGAAUGUGGGAAGCAUAAGAGUGCAUCAGUACCAGUUGAACAUGAAGAAGAUGAACCAAGUUUUCUUAGCGAAAUGACUUGGCAGUCUGUGCUGAUUGGUUAUGGCUGUGGCUUGACAUUUGGAUUUGGCAUAGUGUAUCUCAUAUACCUCUUUGAAAGGCCAAGAUGGUUCAUAAACUCUUUUGAAACUAUCACUCAUGAAAUGAUAUACAUAAUACAGAGAGCACGUAAAAGGCGCAGGAGGAAUUUUCACACUGAAAAUCUCUGAGAUGGCGAUCAGAAAGUAUGAAGCAAGAGAGAGAUAGGAAUAUGCUACUAGAGCAUGGGCUUAUGAAAAUACUGAUUUUAGUGUAUUGUUAUUUGUUUGUCAAGUAUUUAACAUGCCCUCUGGCAAGAUAUGUAUUGUAUAAGCAACUUAUUAUUAUUAUUAUCCAGUUUGAAUGUAAAUUCUAUGUUGGUGUGUUUCGUGCAACUUCUCGUGAGAAAACUAGUUUAAAAAAAGGUAACAGACAGGAUACUGGAGGGAAGUCAGGGUAAUGGAGGGGAGCCGGAUCCGAUACUUAUAUCUAGUUUCUAUGACAGGCGAAGUGAAUAAUUUUAUUAUGAUGACAGUUGUUCCAUUGCCAAUCUUCUAUUCCUAAGGCAUCAGUCUUUGAACAGGAGUAUAAUUUGUCUUGUGAAAGAUUUGAUCUACUAUAUAUGCUAGAUAUGAUUAGGAGUGGCACCAGAAACACACAUAUCACUUGUUUUAUUAGCAAGUUGCUCUAAAUUCAUAUUUGUAUUUUGUAUGCUCAAAUGUUCAGUUUCACUAUAGAGACAAAAACAAAAUGAAAUGCCUA